Mangifera indica (mango) is the source of this 1737-nucleotide messenger RNA. Its product is annotated as transcription factor NAI1-like. Gene Ontology annotation, molecular function: protein dimerization activity. The transcript has 4 exons. Lineage: Eukaryota; Viridiplantae; Streptophyta; Magnoliopsida; Sapindales; Anacardiaceae. Bases 191 to 1162 code for a protein of 323 amino acids. The record is from RefSeq and is a predicted model, not a curated record.
CAUCAAGAAUUUGAAGUUUUCCUCCUUUGAUUUCUAGGAUGCUGACAUUCUUAUGUUGAUCAACCUUCUGAAGAUAUAAAUAUUCUCAUGGAUCUUUACUCUUUUUAAUUCUAACAUUUUGGUGUGUUUCUCUGAUCAUUCAGGUUUUUUAAAAUUCACAUCGUCCUCUUCAAUCAAAGGCGAUUACUUGAUGGAAAUCUCUUCGGCUAAAGGGAUAUCUGAAAUGGAAUUGGAUGAUUCCGCCUUCUUCAAUCAAUACCAAAUGAACCCUCUUGAAUACACAUUGGAGGGGCUCGAUUUUCAAUCUUUUUAUUCUGAUAGUUAUUACCCAGAAAUUACUCAAAACAGCGGCGGUUCUUACAUUGAAGCUUCUCAAAGCGGUGUCGAGAGGCCGGCAAAACAGUUGAGGACCAAUAGCUGGAACUCUUGCACCACUGAACUCACCGCUUGCAGGCAUUCUCCUUCUUCUUCCUCACAAAUUAUUUCUUUCGACAACUCAGUCUCAUCGUCUUCAGCCAUUAACCAGCAAGCUUAUGGUUUAAAAUAUUCCAUGAAUCCUAAGAACGAGGCAGCUGGGUCUCUUAGAAACAGCAAAUUGUCAUCUGUGAUUUCGCACGGUUGCCGUCAGCCUCAAGAUCAUGUAAUAGCAGAACGAAAGCGACGAGAGAAACUCAACCAGAGGUUCAUAGCUCUCUCAGCUCUUGUGCCUGGGCUUAAGAAGACAGACAAAGCAACCGUCCUUGCUGAUGCUAUCAUGUACAUGAAACAACUUCAAGAACGUGUUAAGACUCUUGAAGACCAGGCAGCAAAGAAAACAAUGGAAUCAACGAUUAUCGUGAAGAAAUGUCAAAUCUAUUCUGAUGAUGAAACGUCUUCGUCCAAUGAGAAUCUGGAUACUCAGUACCUUCCUGAAAUCGAAGCUAGAGUUUCCGAUAGGGAUGUACUUUUAAGAAUCCACUGCGAGCAGAACAAGGGAUGCCUAGCGAAAAUACUCGGCGAAGUUGAAAAGCUUCAUCUAAGGGUUCUCAAUAAUAAUGUGCUUUCAUUCGGAAACUCCACUCUUGAUGUAACAAUUGUAGCACAGAUGGACAAUGAAUUUGACAUUACAGUUAAGGAGCUUGUGAAAAAACUACGACUGGCUGUGCUGCAAUCCAUGAUGUGAAGUAAAAAUCCAUGUUCUAUUUUAUGCUCUCCAAUGCUUUAGAAUAAAAUUUAGGUUGGUUGCACAAGGAGUAGUUUGAACAGUAAAGUAAAGAAGAUUCACUUAAUAAAAAGGGUAAAAGUUCAAAUCUCUUUGAUAAUAUUCAAAAAUUAAACUUUUGAUAUGGGUUAAUCUAGGUUUCUUUUUUAUUUUUAAUAUACGGUUUGUUUUUCCCCAACCUUGGGAGAGAAUCGAAAGGCCUGCAACCGUGGUUCCCAUGGUUUUGUUGAGCUGCUAGGUUAAAUUUUACACUAGGGUUUUUACUGUGUUUUUUGCGUGGUUGACCGGUUGACCACGUUCAAUCGUCCAGUUGCUGUAUUUAGGUACCGGUAGCAUGGUGUUUUUUUUUUUUCCCGACAGAUUUUGGAUUUUCUUGUCCGUUUUCUUUCUCUUCAUUUAUCUAUGUAAAUGGUGAUGCAGGCAAAUCUCUGUCAGGUCGAACAUGCUUAAUUUUUAGGCUUUUUUUAUCAUUUGCAAACUUCCUUGUAACAAAACACUUAAAACUUAAUGUGAUCUGUUAAUUAUGUUAGUGUGAA